AUGAAGGUCUUUUGCGCAUGGCUUCCGAUGCUUGUUGUUGCCCUGCGCGAGAAGAACGAGGCUGAGCUCGCCGACUUGGCGGAGCCUGAGCCUGCCGUGUGCUGCGUGAAAGACAACCCCCUUCGCGCCGCUGCGGCGUUGCGGGCCAGUGCUGAAGUGGCUUUUCUCGACCUGGUGAACACGGGCGCGUAUGCAUUUGGGACCGGCUUGACAGGACACUUGCUGACUCACUGCAGAGCCUUGGGCGUGCCCGACGCGACGUGCCCCAAGAAUGUGGAGGUGAGCAGUGCGCGGGCCGCUCGAGCGCCAGAGAUGCUGAGCGACGCGGCGCAGCGUUUGCAGAGCUUCGCGCGCUCCACCGUCUACUGGGCGCACACGCCGGACCCCAGUAAACCGGACUGCGGCUCGGCGCGCGCGGGCUACGUCGCCGGCGACGUUAGUCGCUGCCAGCAGGAAGUGGGGAGCUUUGGCUUGCUGGCGCAGCUCUGGGGCGCGAAGCUGGCGAACGACGUGCGCCUUGGCCUUAGCUCAGGGGCGUUGAGUCCCCAUCAGAAGCCCGUGGCGCCUUUUGAUAUUCAGGCGCUUCGCAAGAUCUACGAGAAGAACCGCAAGAGCUGUGGGAGGCCCAGAUCAUCCGGGCGCAGCAAGAAAAGGACGCGGGCUGUUCAGUGUGCAGUGAUGGUGUGGGAGCCUUCCGAGCUCUCGCCGUUUGUGGCGCCAGAUGAAGCCACGCAGGGCCUGGCUUAUGAGGGGUGCGAGUCCUUGGCGCCAGAUGAAGCCACGCAGGGCCUGCUUCAUGAGGGCUUGCAACUAGCGCCUGCGUCGCCCUGGGGGGCGGGCUUCCCACGCCACUCCUUGGCGCCAGAUGACGGCACGCAGGACGAGGGGUGGCAGGUCACUCCUGUCAUGGGGCCGCCCAGCAACUGCCUUGCGGUCUCUGGCAUCGGCGCGUGCAGUCAGCCGGUGCUGUUGGCAGACUAUGCCUCCAUUAAGUUUUGCGCGGUGGAUGCCGUGAGCGCGACCUGCGCCUUGAAUGUCGCGCUGGUCUCAGCGCAGGCUAGAGUCAACACCAAGUCCGCCAGUGAGACUUCCAACCUGCAGGGCUCCCAGCGGCUCCCAGCAUCAGCGCUUUGA
Messenger RNA from Effrenium voratum, 1134 nucleotides. The record is from the annotation of a GenBank genome assembly. NCBI's taxonomy places the organism in Eukaryota, Dinophyceae, Suessiales, Symbiodiniaceae.